Molecule: messenger RNA, 1137 nt
Organism: Coccinella septempunctata (seven-spotted ladybird)
Lineage: Eukaryota; Metazoa; Arthropoda; Insecta; Coleoptera; Coccinellidae
Product: cell division control protein 2 homolog 3-like
Exons: 1
Coding region: 1-1137 (378 amino acids)
Biological process (GO): protein phosphorylation
Molecular function (GO): ATP binding; protein kinase activity
Source: RefSeq, a predicted model, not a curated record
AUGCCAGGUUAUAAAUCCGCACCGUUGCGUUGUCUCGAUGCGUCGCAGGUCGCCCAGACCCUUAAAUUAGAUUACGGGAGGCGGUACCCCGAACAGCCAUUUGCUAUUAAUAUUGAUUAUUACCGUUGCAGGAUGGAGAAGUACAGUUUUGAAGCCAUUCUGGGGGAAGGUGGCUUUGGCCGCGUCUACCGCGUCAGGGAAAGUGGCCAGGAGGGUCAGCAGCGGGCACUCAAGGAGGUCCGCCUGAAUCCGGAAGCCGUCAGGGAGGCGGAAUUAAUGGACCUCUUUGACCACCGUAAUAUUCUGCCGCUCAUCGAGACGUUGGUGGAGCCCCCACACCUGUAUCUGCCGUUGUGUGAGGAGGAUUUGGGGACCUCCCUCGCCCGCGAGGGUCCGAGGAGGAGCCCCUCGUCCUUCUUCCGGGUGGUCCGCCAAAUCGCUGUGGGCCUCGCAGAAUGCCAUCGGCACAGCGUGGUCCACCGCGAUCUGAAACCUGGCAACGUGCUGAGACAGGGGGCUCGGUUUAUGCUAGCCGACUUUGGGGUGGCCGAGCAAUUUACACCGAGCCGACCACUCCUAACAGAGUUGGCUGGCACUCCACUGUAUUGGAGCCCGGAGCAACUCCGCCGGGAGCCGUACAGCACCGCGGUGGACCUGUGGGCCUUAGUGCUCGUGGCCAUGGACGUGGCCACGGGUCGGCCCUGCCAAACCGAUGGCCAGGCUACGGAGCACUGGGCCUCUUCCCCAGGCGGAGAACGCCAGAGGGAGUUGGCCCAGCUGCACCCGUCCGUUGUCUGGUUUGUCGAAGGGCUUUUGAUGGACGAGCCGUCCCUCCGCCGCUCCGCUGACCAGUGGGAGUGGCCGGCCGUUCAUCUGUCCACCGUGGUAGACCUGGAGAAGACCCCGUCACCACCGUCCGAUGGACCGUGGGUGACCCGCCUACCACCGGACCUGGCAAACCGACUAAGAACCGUCCAAAAUCCCUCAGAAUGGACGAGGAGUCUGAAGCGGAGGGUGCGGGCACUAUUGCCAGAGGGUAGAGAAGGCCACCGAGUCCGCCACCGCUUCAGAUUCCCGUCCGGCACCGUGCGCCGUCUCUGGGUGCCGCCGGACUCGGACAGGACCGGGGAAACGUGA